AUGGAGGCGGCCUACGUGUACCGCCUGGCGGGCGCGCUGGGUUCGGAGCUGCAGCGGCUCUCGGACCGCUUCGGGACGGCCUCCCUGACCGGGCUGGUCCCGCAAGUGGUGCGCCUCCUGGAGCUGCUGGAGACGCUGGCCGCGGACGGGUCGCCCCCGGGAUCGCUGCUGGGAGCGUUGUCGGACGAGGGAUCUCCCGGCGCCGCGGCCGAGCGCUCGCUGCAGGUGGCGGAGGAGCGGCUAGCGGAGGCCCAGGAGCGGGAGCGGCGCCUCCAGAGCCGGCUGACCCAGCUGGAAGAGGAGCAGCAGCGAGCCCUGAGCCGCCUGGCCCGGGUCCAAGCCCAGGAAGAGGGCCCUGGCCGCAGAGAGCGGGAGUUGAUGCUGCAGCUGAAGGAGGUGGUGGACCAUCAGAGGGACAAGAUCCGCGCCCAGGACCACGAGAUCCAGCGCAAGGCCCGGGACACGGAGGCGCUGCAGGAGCAGCUCAACCGCUUCAUGACCGUGAACGAGAACCUGCGCCGGAAGGUGGCCGUGGUGCAGGCCCAGCUCAGGAGCGCCCUGGAGAGGAAGGGGGAGGCGGAGGCCCUCUGGGAAAUGGAGAGGCGUGGCAGGGCGGCUUGGCCCGCCAGGACCAGCACCCCCACGGAACAGGAGGAGGGGGAUGUAGGAGGGGCUGCAGGCCCCCCCGAACACCCCCCUGACCAGCGCACCUUCUCAAAGGAAGAGCUGCAGCAGAUCCUGCAAGAACGCAACGAGCUCAAGACCAGCCUUUUCCUGGUGGAGGAGGAGUUGGCCUAUUACCAAAGGGAGCUGCUUAAUGGGGAGCGGGUCCCUGCCCUCCUCCUGCAUGCAGUGAAAUCUGCCAUCAAGAAACAGCGCAAGAAGAUCUGGGCCAAGAUGCUGGGCACCGAAGAGGAGCCAACGGGCAGGGAGGAAGAGGAGGAGGAGGAGGAAGGUGAGGGGUGGCCGAUAGGCUCUUCUGGCUCUGACCACACAGAUGGCCGCCUGCCCCCGUCCAGGAUCAAGAGCUUUUUCAGCCAAUGGUAUCACAGAAGCUCCCAGCCCAGCCCCACGGAAAACAGGCCUGGAACCUGGGAGAUCCUCAGCGCAGAAGAUGUGGGUCCGGGGGAAGAAGAGAGCGACGAAGUGCCCCCCAGUGGCUCCUCUUCCCCAGCCCCAACCUCCCCGCUUCCUUGAGCCGGGACACUCACGGCUGGACUUGCAGCGCUGCCCUUCUGGGCUCCCGGAGAGACGCUUGGGGGAAGUGCUGACCCGGUUUUGCCAGCAGCCUGGGGUCCCUGCCCUCCCAGACCCCUCACCCUCUCCCUGCCCAGAAGGCAGCAAGAGGCUGCCCUGAGGGUGCUGUGCCCAGAACCGGCUGCCUGGCCUCCGCCCGGCCCUCCCUCCACCCAGGUUGCGCCUUCUGGGAACCGCCUGGAAGAAGAGUUGUAUGUUGCCCUGCGCCUGCAGUCUCCGAGGACGACCAGCAAGUGUGCAACCUUAAAUUUUAACACCAAAAUGAUGACAAUAAAACAGAAAACAUGCA
Crotalus tigris (Tiger rattlesnake) is the source of this 1546-nucleotide messenger RNA. It is a transcript of the gene RILP, whose product is annotated as Rab interacting lysosomal protein. Bases 1 to 1197 code for a protein of 398 amino acids. The record is from RefSeq and is a predicted model, not a curated record. Gene Ontology annotation, cellular component: cytoplasm; ciliary basal body. Gene Ontology annotation, molecular function: protein dimerization activity. NCBI's taxonomy places the organism in Eukaryota, Metazoa, Chordata, Lepidosauria, Squamata, Viperidae. The transcript has 8 exons. Gene Ontology annotation, biological process: cilium assembly.